AUGCCAAUAUUCAAGAGUGGCCAGGUUUACCCUUUGCAAACUUUAGAAACAUUAUCUUUGUUAUUUUCACGAGGAAUGAAAAGAGCCGCAUCACCAAAAGCUGAACAACCACCUCAUAGCAAAAAGGUGGUCGAUGCCAAAGGGUUUAGAGUACGUCAACAAAACAUCGAUAAACACAAGAUAACUAGUGAAAACACUGCAACUCAAAAAUCAAUACAUGAAGAAGAAACUGAAGGUGCCAAUUACCUAAUUGAAGGCAGAUUGCGUCGUGUUACGCCAUAUUUCUAUACAUAUUUAACCUACUGCAAGUUGCGUUGGCAAGAUAGGAAAUUGAUCGAUGUCUUCAUUGAUGAAUUUAGAGAUCGUACUCCUGAUGCAUAUCGUAAGGCAGUAGAGGGAGGGUUGGUCAAAGUUAAUUCCAAAGUUGCAAAUUUAGAGACGAUUUUGCGCAAUGGUGAUUUGAUAUCUCAUAGAAGUUAUCGUCGUGAACCACCUGUUAGUUCUAGAGAAAUAAAAAUUGUUUUUGAAGAUGACGAUUUACUUGUGAUAGAUAAGCCAAGUGGGAUACCUGUGCAUCCAACAGGUAGAUAUCGAUACAACACCAUCACUAAAGUGUUUGAACAUGAAAUGGGUAAAAUUGUCCAUCCAUGUAAUAGACUUGAUAGAUUAACCUCGGGGUUGAUGUUUUUGGGGAAACUGUCUAAAGGAGCAAAUAAUAUGAUGCUGCAGAUUAGAGAUCGGAAUGUCACCAAAGAAUAUAUUGCCAGGGUGAAGGGUGAAUUCCCUCUUGAGCGUCUUAUUGUGGAUAAACCAUUGUCUACUAAGUCUCCCAAAUUGACAUUAAAUGUAGUCGAUACGGAAAAUGGGAAGGAAGCUAAAACUGAAUUCCAAAGAGUGUCAUAUGACCCAAUGACCAACACCUCUGUUGUUAAAUGUCACCCAUUAACUGGUCGAACCCACCAAAUUCGAGUGCAUUUACAGUUCUUGGGGUAUCCAAUAGCUAAUGAUCCACUAUAUUCUAGUGAAUUUGUCUGGGGCGAGAACUUGGGGAAAAGCGGUGAAGCUGAUUUGGAUCAAGUGAUGGCAAAACUAGAUCUAAUUGGUAAAUCUCGUGCAGCAACUUCAUGGAUUCAUCCACAAGGUGAUGGGGAAGUUGCGUUGGAUGAAAUCUGUCCCGUUACUGGCUUGCCCCUUUAUUCUGACCCAGGUCCAAACGAUUUGGAUUUAUGGUUGCAUGCAUAUAAAUAUGAAGCCGACGAUAAAUCUUGGUCUUAUAAAACAGAGUACCCAGAAUGGGCGCUAGAACCAAGUAGAAAAUUUAUGGAGAUGGCUAUAAAAGAGGCUGAAAAAUGUGGAAAAACUCAAACUCAGUUUAACGUUGGAUGUGUUUUGGUUCAUAAUGGGCAGGUAAUCUCGACAGGUCAUUCACGUGAAUUGCCUGGCAAUACUCAUGCUGAACAAUGUGCGUUGGAGAAAUAUUUUUCCAAAAAUGGCGGGGAAAGAGAAGUGCCUUCAGGAACCGAAAUAUUUACUUCUAUGGAACCUUGUUCUUUGAGACUAAGUGGUAAUCUACCUUGUGUUGAUAGAAUUUUACAAACAAAAAGCAUUAAAACGUGUUUUGUGGGAGUUUUAGAACCAGAUAUUUUUGUAAAGAAUAACUCCUCCUAUAAAAAAUUAUUGGAUCAUGGGGUCGAAUACAUUCAUAUACCAGGAUAUGAAGAAACGUGCCUUGAAAUUGCCAAAAGAGGUCAUGAAAAUAUUCAAAAAUAA
This is a messenger RNA of Candida dubliniensis CD36, 1770 nucleotides long. Its product is annotated as bifunctional DRAP deaminase/tRNA pseudouridine synthase. Gene Ontology annotation, biological process: pseudouridine synthesis. Gene Ontology annotation, molecular function: pseudouridine synthase activity; RNA binding. The record is from RefSeq and is a predicted model, not a curated record. The coding region runs from base 1 to 1770 and encodes 589 amino acids. Lineage: Eukaryota; Fungi; Ascomycota; Pichiomycetes; Serinales; Debaryomycetaceae. The transcript has a single exon.